AUGACCGCGAUCGGGGACGAGAGACUCAUGUUGCCCGUCUCGCGCAACGAUCUCCUGCCGAAGGGUAAACGGGACCGCACACUCUUCAUCAUCAUGCUAAUAAUGGUGCCCGUGGUGUUUGUGUUCGAUGUGUUCUGCGUCCUGCCGGAGGUAUCGAAUCUCAUACCCGUUCACGUUCUCGGUGCGAUAUUCGUUCUCUUCAAUAUCGCCGCGAAUAUGCUGCAACUCAUGUGGUCGCAACCCUCAGCGCGCGAGUUGAGUCCUGGAGUUCUGCCAUCGGUGUUGAUGCCCAACUGGUUCUACUGUCACGAAUGUCACUUGAACGUUCCACCGAGGAGUUACCAUUGCAGGGUUUGUGACGCUUGCAUCCUAAAACAGGAUCAUCACUGCAUGUUCGCAGGGAAGUGCGUCGCCUUCGGGAACCAAAGAUAUUUCGUAGUGGGCGUUUUCUACAUCUUGGUGGGCACCAUUUACUCGCUGACGAUGCAUUUCGACUACACGGUAACUCAUCAUUUGGGGGGAUAUCGGUGGAAGCUGAUCCUCGUACAGCUAGCCCCGCAUUUAGGAUGGCUUUUCGGCGCGUUUGACAUGUACGGCUUCCUCGCGGCAUCUUUGAACUUGCUCGAGAUUUGCGUCAUGUUAUUUUGUGCUACACUCCUGUACAGUCAGAUCGCCUGCGUCCUCAACAAUCAGACGAUGUACGAGAGGAAACACGAAGUGAAGAAGUUCAAGCAUCCGACUCUUGAGGAAAACCUUCAAGAAGUUUUUGGAGAGCACUACAUUCUUGUUUGGCUUUGGCCACUCAUGGAAUCGAAACCAAGGGGCGACGGGAUCAAUUUUGUAGACUACGAACGCCUUGAGAACCGCAAAUCACUCUAGUCCGUGACGUCGGAACUGCGCAAGCAGCCGCUCAACCAAUAUUCCUCUAGGAAAGGAUGUGGGACCUUAAAUUGACAGUGAACGACGGGGUUCUCGAUCCCCCGGUAUACGUUCGAGGUGCUUGACGAAUCUCCGCAAAACGAUUCGAGUGAAGAGCACUCUCGAAGCUUACUGGAGCCACAGAAUCGCGUUUCUGAAUCAUCCUCACUCAGACACUUUCUCGGACGUCGAAACGAAAUAUAACACAUAUAUUUAUACACGAUCGCCGAAACCCGUGUGAAUAUUGAUGAAGAUCACAAGGACCUAUUGCAUUUUUUGUGAAUAA
Molecule: messenger RNA, 1204 nt
Organism: Galendromus occidentalis (western predatory mite)
Lineage: Eukaryota; Metazoa; Arthropoda; Arachnida; Mesostigmata; Phytoseiidae
Product: probable palmitoyltransferase ZDHHC24
Exons: 4
Coding region: 1-879 (292 amino acids)
Molecular function (GO): palmitoyltransferase activity
Source: RefSeq, a predicted model, not a curated record